Molecule: messenger RNA, 1337 nt
Organism: Paramisgurnus dabryanus
Lineage: Eukaryota; Metazoa; Chordata; Actinopteri; Cypriniformes; Cobitidae
Molecular function (GO): zinc ion binding
Source: RefSeq, a predicted model, not a curated record
UAUAUAUUAUGAAUCCGAAUUUGGCGCUGACAAACGCGGAUUACGCUUGUUCUGGCUGUAAUGAAGACCAAGCCUCACAUCUGAAGGACUGGUUACCUUCUGGGUAUAAUUAUCAUUUCUGCACCUACACUACACAAGGCACAUCAAACUUGGACCACAAAAGUUUUGAGGUAUCACUCAGAAUUGCACUGAAAGAAAUUUGUGAGGUUAAGGAAUGGGUGAAAAAGCUUAGUGAGUCAUCAGGAGUGAGUUGGAGAGUGGCAGUGACCAAACCAAGUAAGGGACAACGUGUGCUUUAUAAGGCUCAUUAUAGGUGCCAGCAUAAUGUUUGUGUCCGAUCAGGCAUGGCUAAUCAAAGACGGCUGUCAAAAAAUACACAAUGUGGGGCAAAAAUGGUUUGCACUCUGGUAAAUACUGUAGACACAAGGGGAGCAUCUAGUAGGAGCAAAGAUCCCCAUAUACCCACCUACCCAACCUCUGUGCGUUUGUACAAUGUACAUAAUCAUAACAUCUUUGUUGCGGAGGCACUGAGGCACAGGGAUGUGGGAGUAAAGGCAAUUGAGACCCUGACUCAGUUGUUUGAGAUUGGGCACAACCCAACCUCAGCUCUGGCUGUACUUAAAAGUGACCUGCUGGCUGAGCAUGGAAACAAAUAUGUAUAUGCCUCAGCCAACCGUACCCUUUGCCCAGACCUUCAGUUUUGCUACAGAAACAAGAAGUUCUUGACUUAUUUACAGAGUCUUUAUAGUCGACGCGAAAGUUGGGCUCUCUGCUACAGGAGGGACUUGCCAACACGUGGCAAUCAAACAAAUAACUAUGUGGAAGCUGCAAUGCGUGUAUUGAAAGACAAAAUACUUCAAAGGACGAAAGCAUUCAACCUUCCUCAAUUAUUCAACCUUUUCACCACCCGACUAGAGAUGUACUAUGAAGCACGUGUGACAGACAUCGCACUUGGCCAUUGGGAGGCAUUUCACCGGUCAAGAUUCCUUGCUACAGAAAGUAAUAUUAAACCAUCUGAUAUUUCUCAGGUUGGAGAGAAGAAGUUUCAGGUGAAAUCCUCCACAUCAGGACACACUUAUACCGUGGACAUGGAGUUGGAGCUCUGCACAUGCCCAGCUGGCCAUAGCGGGGCACCAUGUAAACACCAAGCAGCAAUAGUGCAAAAUUACAACAUCACCUCUAUCAACUUUCUCCCCACAACAGCUGAAAUGAGGGCUGAUCUGCUGAAAAUAACAAAAGCCUCAGUUUCUCUUGACUUCCUGAGUCCUUUACGGCAAAAAAGGCCUAUGUCAAGCACAUUAGCUCCAGGUAAGUUUAAGUGAGAGAUACAAGCGAGU